This is a messenger RNA of Plasmodium reichenowi, 4002 nucleotides long. RefSeq lists its product as hypothetical. The transcript has a single exon. Bases 1 to 4002 code for a protein of 1333 amino acids. The record is from RefSeq and is a predicted model, not a curated record. NCBI's taxonomy places the organism in Eukaryota, Apicomplexa, Aconoidasida, Haemosporida, Plasmodiidae.
AUGAUUUAUAAUGAUAAGAAUGAAGAUUGGAAAGAUAGAGAAAAUCGUUUAGUUGAUAUAAUAAAGAAAGAAUAUUAUUAUAAUAAGAAUGAAGAAUGUGAUGAAUAUAAUAUAGGGGGUGGGAUAAUAGGAAAAGAUAAAUAUGGUUAUAAUGAUUGUUAUAAAGGUGAUAAUAUUAUAUUAAUAAUAACAGAAUAUAUUAAGAAAGAUUGUAUAUUAGAUAAUUAUAUAUUGGAAUAUAAAAAGUUAUAUGAUAAUUUAGAUUAUUAUAUACAUUAUAUUGAAAAGAAGUCAGAUAUUGAUUAUCUUAUUGAUAAUUAUUUUAUAAAAAAAAAAAGAGGUAUAACUAGUAUAAUAAAUGAUAUAGAGAAAUAUAAAAAAAUAAAUGGGGAUAUGAAUGAUAUAGAAAUGACAACAUAUACCAUAUCAGUAAUAUUAAAAUUGAAUAAAGACAUAUUAAGUGCAUUUCCAAUGUUAAAAAAUGUUAUAGAAGCAUUAAAAAAUGAUAAUAACAAUGAAAAUUUUUAUUACAUAAAUAAUAGGAUAGGUAUAAUAGAAAAAUGGAAGAACAAGAUUUUUAAUAUGUCCUGUAAAAAGAAAACAUAUAAAUCCAUAGUUCAUUCCUUUUUACAAACAAAUAAUGAAAUUAUGGAUAAGGAAAAAAAUAAUGAAAAUUUUGAUAAAUGCGAUCAGUACAUGAAUCCAUGUUAUAUUAAUAAAACAUAUAAAAAUGAACAUAAUAAUUAUUAUGAAUAUAAUUAUGUGCAUAAUAAGAAUGUGAAUGAUACAUAUAUAGUUGAUAAUAAUAAUAAUAUGAAAAAUUAUUAUGAAGAUAACAUAUACAAUAAUAACAUAUACCAUAAUAACAUAUACAAUAAUAACAUAUACAAUAAUAACAUAUACCAUAAUGAUAACAUAUACAAUAAUGAAAAUAUAUACAAUAAUAAUAAUAAUAAUAUGUAUGAACCCAAUCAUAUGUAUCAAGGUCAUUUUUCAGAUGAUACUAUAAAUGUCAUGAAUUCUACUAAUAAAAAUAAGCAUUCCAACAAAUUGAUUCAAAAAAUUAAUGCAUCAUAUGAAAAUAAUAUUGUUAAUUAUGAAGACAAGAACUCUACAUUUUUUUACGAAAUAAAUAUAACAACAAAUAAAAAUUUAAUAAGACUAAAAAGUGUUCUCCUUCUGAUUGAAAUAGUCAUGUCGUUUUAUUCAUUCUUUAUCAAAUGGGAGAAACAAAGAGAUAAAGAAAAAAAAAAUAUAAGUGCAAAAAAUAUAAGUGCUGAAAGAGAAGAAAGAGAUAUAAAUUAUAUAAAAGAUAAGAUUAACCUUAACUGUGAUGAUAAUAUAUAUCAUAUGAAUGAUAUAAAUAAUAUUAACAAAGGAAACGAUUUAUGUACACAUGAUGAUAAUAUUAAUAAAUAUAUUAAAGAUACAGAAUAUCAGCAUGGGAAAAAAGAAAAAAGUAAGAGCACAUAUGAUGAAAUUAAUUAUCAACUCUUUUAUGAUCUAAUAUCAGGAAAAGUAAAAAGAAAAAAAAAUAUUAAGAACGAGGAAAACCAUAAGAAAAAAAAAAAAAAAGUAGAUAUGCAAAAAUUGAAAAGAAAGAAAUAUACAGAAAGGAAAAAAAGGAUGAAUAAUAGUAAUGAGAAACCUGACAAUUUUUUUCCAUAUAUUAAAUAUGAGUGUCAUGAAAGUGAAAAUACUGUUUUCUCAAAUAAUUAUGAAAAUAUAAUAGGUACUAAUAGAAGAAUUUCAAGUGAUAAUAAUAAUAAUAAUAAUAAUAAUAAUAAUAAUAAUAUGUCAUCAAAUAGUAGUACAAAUAAUAAAUCACCAAAUAGUGAUAGCAAUAAUAUGUCAUCAAAUAGUGAUAGCAAUAAUAUAUUAUCAAUCAGUGAUCUCAAUAAUAUGUCAUCAAAUAGUGAUAGCAAUAAUAUAUCAUCAAAUAGUGAUAGCAAUAAUAUAUCAUCAAAUAGUGAUAACAAUAAUAUAUCAGCAAAUAGUGAAACAAAAAUUAAAUUGUCACAUACAGAUAUAUAUAAUUCUUAUCAUAAUUAUUCAUAUGCUUCAUCAUAUAGUAAUAAUGACAAUUCAUUUAUAGCAAGUGAUAUAAAUAAUUGUAAUGAUAAAGGAGAAAAUGUUAAUCCUUUACAUUAUAAUGAUUCCAUAGACUCUCCCAAUAAAUUCGUGAAUGGUAAAAUUUAUUAUGGACAACACAAUAAGAAUAUAUAUUAUAUUUCGAAGGAAAAUAAUAUAUUUAUUGAUACAGAAAAAAAAAAAAAAAUAUAUAAAAAUAAUAUUAACAAUAAUAAUAAUAAUAAUAAAAUAAUUAUUAAUGAUAAGGAUUUAAAAAAAAUGAUGAGCUAUAUUAAAAAUAUCCUAAUAUAUGUUAUAGAUGAAUGUGAUACAUAUUUUAAUAUAGAAUUUUUGUACACGUUACAUACUUUUGAAUUAUAUUAUUUAUUUCAUAUAUUUAAAAAGCUGUUAUUAAAAAAGAAAGAUAUAGAAGAUGAUUUAAUAAUAAUGUUAACGUAUUGUGCAUAUAAAAUUGAAAAUAAGGAAAUCAUUGAAUAUUGUUUUUGGAGACUUGUCAGUAUAUUUGAAAGUGAAUGUAUUCCUAACAGUUGGAUUUUAUUAGAUGAUAAAACAAAUAAUCAAUUAAAAAAAAGAUUUGAUGAAUUAAAAAUUAAUUUUAAAGAUAUGAAAAAAAGGAACAAAAGUAUAAAGAAAAAAGCAAGAAUAAAAAAUUAUAGUGAUUAUUGUAUUGACAUAUUUUAUGAAACUUUUAACAUUUUUGAUACUGAAGAAAUACGAGAUGUAAGCAGUGAAAUAAAUAUAAAUGAAGGUAAUUUAUAUUUUAAAAAUAAUAUAAUAGAUAAAGAUAUCUUUAUUAAUUUUAUUAAUAAAACAAAAAGAGAAUUUUCUUAUUAUAAUGAUAUACCUAAAGGAUAUAUAAUUAAUGAGUUACAAAGAAUACGUAAAUUUAAUGAAUUUUAUUCAUGUUGUUACAUAUUAAAAAAUGAUAAAAAGGAAAAGAUACUUAUGGGUUUUAAAAAGAGAGGACAAAAUAAAGUAUAUAUAUAUAAAUAUGAUAAAAAUAUUAAAAAAAAAUUUAAAAAUAUUAAAACAUCUUUUAAUGUAUCAGGAUUUUUAGGAGUAUUGGUAUGUAAUUUUACAGGUAUGAAAAUUAAAAUAUAUGAUAAUGGCAUUUCAGAAAAAUACGCAAACUUUUUUCCAAAUUUUGAAAGAAAUAAUGUUAUAUCUAUUAGAUUUGAAUCCAAUAUUAUAAGUGAAUUACCAAGACAUUUCAUUUGUAAUAUUUAUAAAGAAAAUAAGAACAUCAAACUUAUUUAUGAAAAUAAAUGUCCUAUAUGGAAUGAAGAGAAAGAAAUUUAUGAACUCCCUUUUUAUGGACGAGUUAAAAUGGCUAGUGCAAAAAAUUUACAAUUAAUUUUAAAGAAAUGUAUUUUUAAUGAAUCAAAAAAAAAUGAUUUCUUGAAUAAAAAUAUAAAUGAUAUAAUUGAAUAUGUGUCAGCUAGCCAAAUUGAACAUAAACAGAAUUUUAAUGAAAAGGAAAAGGAUAAAGAUAACGAUAACGAUAAUAAUGAUAAUAUUUAUAAUGAUAUAUAUAAGGAUAACAAUACGAAUAAUUAUCAUAAUAAUCAUGAUAACAUGCCUAUUAAACAAAAGUACAAUGGAUAUAAUAAUACAAAGUGUGAAAAUAAAAAUAGUGAUUCAGGAAAUAAAAAAGUUAAGAAACAUAAUGAUGAAUACAUAAAUAGCUUUAUUAAAAAGAAAUUUCCUUUUGAUUUAAUUAAAAACAAUUUGAAAAAGAAAAAAGAAGAAAUUAAAUAUGAAAUUAUAAAUAAUGAUGAAGAUGAAAUAUUUUUAAUAUUUGGGAAAAAUUCUAAAGAUUAUUUUACUUUAGAUUUUCGUCAUCCGUUAUCAACAUUUGAAGCUUUUUCAGUUGCCAUUUCAUCUUUGCUAAAGAAAAAAGCUGUAUCAUGA